ACCAGCUUUGCUGCGGAUCAGUUCCAGGCUAUCAGGAUUCUUCUUCUGAGGCAACAGGCUGCUGCCAGUGCUGGAAGAAAAGUGUUGGGAGUGUAACGGCGCUCAGAAUCACGGGUCAGUGCAACAGCGUGGCUAGAAGGGGACAUGAGUGAGAAAGCAGAUGAAGCUGAGAAACCUUGCCUGAGCCAAGAGGAUACAAUGAGGAAAGAGGAAUGUAUCUCUCACGUGGGCUGUGGAGAAAGAGUGGCUCUUACAUAGUGCCUGACUGCAACAUCCUCUGCAGAAGACUUUGCUGUUGCCAUGAUUGUUACCAGUCAAAGAGCGAGUCUAGAGUCUCCUGUCCCAAGAAGGAUGAGAGCAUGGACCUGGGAAAGGACUUACAUGGCAGCACGCUCCACCAGGGUCUUGAUGAGCUGCAGCAGAAAAGAUGCGAAUGCUGCACUGCUGAGUAACUUUGAGGUGUUCCAGCUACUCACUGAUCUUAAGCAGCAGCGCAAAGAGAGUGGAAAAAGCAAGCAGAGCUCUGGUCAGCAGAAUCUGAACACGAUCAUGUAUGAGACACUGAAAUACAUCUCAAAAACACCGUGCAGAUACCAGAGUCCUGAGACUGUCAGAGAGUUCCUUGCUGCAAUGAAGGGCCAUAAGCUGACCAAGGCUGAAAAGCUGCAGUUGCUGAACCACAGGCCUGUGACAGCAGUUGAAAUACAGCUGAUGGUAGAAGAAAGCGAGGAAAGGCUGACAGAGGAGCAGAUCGAGUCGCUUCUCCAGACAGUCGCCAGCAUUCUUCCAGGGGAUCCAGAAGAACAGCAGAGGGACUCAGCGAUGGAAACUGAAGGCAGAGGUGGCCAAUAGCAGGAGGCAUCUAGACCAAAGCCAGCAGCAAUUUCAGCAGAGAAUUGGUUAAUCGUUUCCUGUUUCUACUUGAUACCAGUUUCAGCUUGUAUUGGGCAUCGUUGUAGAAUCUAUUAAAUGUUUCUAUUACUCAGAGGUGAUGAGGGAACCUGUUGUUUACCAGAAGGCAUGGAAGAGGAGACUGUUGUUCCAGCAUAUUGUCUUGUACAGGGGUGAUAGUGACUGACUUUGUAAUGUAGCAGACAAAUUACAGGGCACAAAAUGGGAAGCUUUUGUAUUUUUUACAUUACCCGUGUAACAGCUGUACAUUUGAGUAGGCUAAUAUACAGCUGGCAAUGUUUUAAUUAUCACAGCAGUACUAUAAUUGUAAUUGCUUUCAGAUGAUGUUGAAUUGCCCAACUGCUUUUCAGAAUGUGAUUUACAAUCCAAAGCCAGCUUUUGGAGCCGUUAGGGAGUAGGGCUGCUGUCAGAGAUCUGUGUGUGGAGUAACAUACAGAAACUGCUUGGUGUCUGGAACACACAAAGUAGGCUGAUGGCAUCAUGGAGUGAGAGGAUCUGUAGGUUGGAUAGCUGUUCUCAGGGAUGUUGGACAAUCUGCAGAUGAGUGGUAGAUGCAGAUGAUCAGCUAAAUGAAUGCAUUGCCCUCAGCAUGGCUGGAUUGGACCAGUUUUGCAGCAGCUGAGGCUCUGGACUGUAAUGCUAAGGCUCUUAGUAAUACAAACAAAAGGACAUUUAAGAGUGGGGUCUGCAUUUUCCUUUUGAGUGUUUGUUCCAGUAUUUAUGUAUAAGCAAGUCCCAUCCUGUGCACGUGCUUUGAUCAUGGAAUAAAUGAAUGAGUCAACACUGAAGUCCUAAUCUGGUUUGUAAGAAUGAAAAUCAGUCGUGUCUGAGGAGGAUUUUCUGUGUACUGAGCUUUGUCUGAUUAAAGAUUUCAGGAACAAGUAUUAAACAUUGAAAUCAUUGAUGAUUAUAAGAAACCUUUUGUAGAUAUGCACAGUCAUGAGUUGCACCCAGUGCUGGUUUUGUACCUCAGACCAUUCUUCUGUGAUUGUUACAAUGAACUGGAAAAAGAAACAAAGUUUGAAGCACA
Molecule: messenger RNA, 1942 nt
Organism: Tympanuchus pallidicinctus (lesser prairie-chicken)
Lineage: Eukaryota; Metazoa; Chordata; Aves; Galliformes; Phasianidae
Gene: CRCP
Product: CGRP receptor component
Exons: 8
Coding region: 301-852 (183 amino acids)
Biological process (GO): transcription initiation at RNA polymerase III promoter
Cellular component (GO): RNA polymerase III complex
Molecular function (GO): nucleotide binding
Source: RefSeq, a predicted model, not a curated record